CAACGAGAUUUUUAGUAAUAUUCAAUAUUAAUGAUGAUUAUUAUUUAUCAAUCAUUACAAACAUGUUAAUAUUAAGAUGGCUUCAUUCAUUCAUCUUUUUAAAAAGUAUUUUAACGCAACAAAAGCAAACCAAAUCAUUAGAAGAGUUAGAAUUGCACUAUGAAGAUGAAAAAAAUUCUAUGAUUGCAAUUACGGAAACAGAUGAUGUUAUUUACGAGGACUUUUACGAUGAAGUGGAUAAUAGAAUAAAAACUGAUAAUUCAAUGGACAUUAUCUUUUUUGGACCACCCAGGUCCUUUUUAAGAUUAGAUCCAGAAACAAUUUUACAUCUAUUAUCAAAUACUAAAAAGGCUUUUAUUCCAAUAUCCAGAGCUUUGUUAGCAUGGGAUAUUGUUACUGAUGGGAAAACAGCAGCAUUUUUGCAGGGUAGAGAAUUUUUGGCCUUUGAAAGGCUAUUGAAUGUAAUUCCUGAGGAAGAUUUGUACUACGUGGAUUUUGGAGACCCAUCCGUUUUUAACUAUUUUUCAAAACGUUAUGUACCUCUUGAAAACAGAAAGUUCGGAAUACUUGCUGCAGCAUACAGACGCUAUUACGGCAAUGAUUGGUAUAAAAGUGGUUCGCAAAUAAAUGAGCUGGGCUAUUUAAUUUGUGGAUUUCCUUCGCAUGAUUUACAAAGGAUAGCACCAAAGACAUUUAAAGAACUUACAUUUGAUGUAUUAAGUAAGCUCUAUAGGUGUAGCGUGAAACAAACAAAGACUCUAUAUAACAUUGCUACACAUCCUGAUGCAUAUGGAGAGCCAUAUAAGUGGUCGUCACAUGAAGUUGGAAGACUCAAUAUUUUAUUUAAUUGUAUACCGAAAGAACAAAUCAGUUCUAUACAAUUGGAAGCAAUUACAGCAAUUAGUCCCAAAGUCAUAAAGCAUAUGAAUCAGAAAAAACUCGGAUUCUUUACAAAACAACAAAUUCUAAGAAUGAACCCAAAAACUCGACGUAUUUAUAUUUUAAGAAUACAAUUAAAAAAUAGUCUUGAUACUAUGAAUCAAUAUGAAUUGUCAUCAAGAUUACUAUCGCUGAUGGAAAAUAAUCCUUCUUAUACAUUAACCCAAAUAAAUGGCCAAAGAAUUUUUAAAAAAGCAGUCCAAGCAUGGAGUGGCCCGGAGCCUUCAAGGAAUUGUGAGAUCUUCAUCGGCCGCAUUCCUCACGACUGCUUCGAGGACACGCUGGUGCCGCUGUUCUGGCAGGCGGGGCAGCUGUUCGAGUUCCGUCUCAUGAUUAACUUCUCCGGAUGGAAUCGCGGGUAUGCCUUCGCGAUGUAUGCUACAGUGGCUGAGGCGAGCAACGCUAUACACAUGUUCAACAACUACAUGAUCAGACCAUCGUGGCAACUGGGUGUAUGCCCGUCGGUCAACAACUGCCGCAUAUUCAUAUCGCGGAUCCCGGCGGCGAUGCCGUCUGACGAGAUCGUGCGCCUGCUGUACGCACUAACGGACGAGGUUGAGGAAGUCCGCAUCCGCCGCUCGCCGGCGUCCUGCGCGGCCAUAGUGGAGUACCGCUCGCACCGCGGCGCGGCGAUGGCCCGCAAGACUUUGGCCGCGGCGGCCGCUGCGGCGUGGGGCAGCGGCGCGCGGCCUGCGGUGGACUGGUCGCUGCCGCAGUCGCCGCAACUUUUGCGGCAGUAUCGCGAGAUAGGUCGCUGGAGUCUGGAGCGCGGCGUGGAACUGGUCCACGUGGAGGAGGGCCCGGCUGCCUCCAACGCUGGCGCCAGCUCCUACUCGCUGGAGCGCGGCUCGCAGGCGCGGCGUCUGCGCAUGAUACGCGAGGCGCAGCGCACUGCGGCGCUGCAGCACAACGCGCAACAUGUGCGCUCCGCCAGCGUUGGGCACGCUUCCGCCGACGAUUGGUCCAGCCAAAUGUACGGCAUGCCCUGUAUGUCUUCGCUGAACAUGGCGCUCGGCUCGGAGGUGUGGGGUGCCCCAGACCCGCCCGCGCCGCGUGCAGCCACGUCCUCCUCUCAUGACUUCAACCCCUGGACCACUAAGAACCCGCUCGAGGAGUUCAUGCUGCCCAAGAACCAGGAUGACAAGGAGGAUCAGGAUGUUUCUGCGUGGCGUGCCUGGUCACGAAGCGCGUGUCGAGCGACGACGAGGCGCGGCUGGCGCUGCUGCUGCAGAAGCUGUCGCGCGAGUGGUCGCUGCUCACGUCGGUCACGUGGGACAACAUCGGCGGCGCCUUCGCUGACGCGGUGUAUGGAGGUUAUGUCAUCAUAACAUUCGCUUUGAUAUUGGGAAGAGUCUUCCAUGAGAUUCCCAAGGGGCGACGGAUACUCGAGAGUGUCUUACUUGGCUUUGGAAUGCUCUUCUUCCUUGUUUUGGGUGGUCUAGAGCUGGCUUCUCUAGACUCAGUUCCAUACAAUUUGAUAGUGAAUGCAUCAGUGCUGGGUUCGUUCUCAUUGGUCGUCGCUGUUCUAUUCCUCAUAGACCUCAUGGCUCCUAGAAUCUACACAGCUACUCGGCC
Molecule: messenger RNA, 2514 nt
Organism: Maniola jurtina (meadow brown)
Lineage: Eukaryota; Metazoa; Arthropoda; Insecta; Lepidoptera; Nymphalidae
Exons: 16
Coding region: 63-2267 (734 amino acids)
Biological process (GO): negative regulation of miRNA-mediated gene silencing; mRNA stabilization
Cellular component (GO): cytoplasm; nucleus
Molecular function (GO): mRNA binding
Source: RefSeq, a predicted model, not a curated record